AACAAAGCUAGCACGAGGUGAAUCGCAUCCUUCCUUCCUUUAUUUUCACUCUGAUUCUUACACUUUCUGUUUCUCUUCACUUUCUGCAAGACAAAGGACUUCCUAUGAUGUUACAAUUUAAAGUUCAUUGGCUUAUGUGCAAGUAUUUCAAACUUAGGGAGUGAAGUGCACGGGAUGCAGAGUACAUAAUGCCCUUCGUGCUUCACAAAUAAUAAUUCUAUGUAUACAAGUAUAUCCGUAAAGGGAAAGGAACAUCGAAGGGAGCGACUAGAGCAAAGACGAGGAACGGAAGAAUCGCCUCCUUCAACGCCGACAGCAAACAAAGCUAGCACGAGUUGCUAUUUGGUUGAGCAGUUCCAAAACAUCAUGUCAGGUACAGAGGAUGUCAAAGAACAAGAACAGGUAGCUGGAAAUGUUGCUGAGUCUGAGAAAUCCAUGCCAUCAGCUCAAGAGGAGGAGGCAGCUAUAAAGAAAAAAUAUGGAGGAAUCAUGCCCAAGAAACCGCCACUCAUCUCUAAGGACCAUGAGCGGGCAUACUUUGACUCUGCUGAUUGGGCACUUGGAAAGCAAGGCGUUGAGAAGCCAAAGGGACCACUCGAAGCCCUCAGGCCCAAAUUGCAGCCCACACAACAACAGACACGAUAUCGGAAGUCUCCUUAUGCUCCAUCAGAAGGCGAAGAUGGAGGGAGUGCUCAACCAGAGGAUGCGACUGCCAACGAGUGAGAACUGCCCCCCAAUUGUCUGAUGUUGUGAGGACUUUCGGUUGUUAUUUGGAUACCUAGAUAGGGGUAGAAGAUUCUAACGAAGAAAGACUUUCUGAAGUUAUAUUUAUGUGUAUUUUUUUAUGUGUAUAAAUUUGUAUAUGUACUUGCAUAUGUUUUAUAUGUAUUAUAUGUGUGAACUUGUAUUUAUGUUUUAACUUAUGUAUUUUAUUAUAAAUAUGAACUCAUGUA
Rubroshorea leprosula is the source of this 953-nucleotide messenger RNA. NCBI's taxonomy places the organism in Eukaryota, Viridiplantae, Streptophyta, Magnoliopsida, Malvales, Dipterocarpaceae. The record is from the annotation of a GenBank genome assembly.